AUGAUGAAUGAAGAUCAGAUAGAUCUUUUGAACACAAAAAUUAGACAAGAAGAUAAUCAAUUAAUAAAUGAACAAACACCUUUAAUCUCUAAACACUUUCAUGAUAUAAACAUAGACAAUAAAUCAGUCAUUUGUAUAAUUAAAAAGAUUUACCAAAGAGUGCUUGGACAAUCUAUUUUAUUUAGUCUCUUGCCAUCUAUACUACUUGGAUCGAUUAUUUGGUUUGGUACAACACCAACAGAUGAACUUACAUUAACAUCUAUUCGACUUUUGGCUGUAUUUACAAGCUGCAUAUUUGCUUUAAUAACUACAUCAGUUGAUACAUCAGUCCUUGUUCUAAGCGCUCUUGUAUUAUUAUCCUUGACUAGCUCAUUUCAAUGUAGGACAAUAGACAGUAGUCGUAGCAUUGAGUGCAGACUCUGUGGUGAACUUGAUCCAGUCACAGGAACAUUAUUAAAUUGUCAGGGUCAUAAUCAAGCCUUUUACCAAUCACUUGAAGGAUUUUCAAGCUCAGUUGUAUGGCUGAUCUUUGCUGCCUUUCAUUUAGGGAAAGCAGUAGAAGUGACAAAACUUGGGAAAAGAAUUUCACUUUUGAUGAUUCGCUCAUUUGGUAAACGUGUUUUAGGACUUGCUUAUGCUAUUCUUUUAUCAGAAUUAUUAUUGGCUCCCUUUGUGCCUAGUAAUACUGCUCGUGGUGGUGGUAUCAUUUUACCUAUAGUUAACUCAAUUGCUAUUUCAUUCAAUUCUUCACCUUUACAAAAUCCAAAAGUAAAUGAAUUUUUAAUAUUAGUAGGCGCUCAUGCAAAUUUAUUAUCCGCUUCAGCUUAUUUGACAGGUAUGGCUCCAAAUCCUAUUGUUUUAGCAAAAGCUAAUAUGUUGUAUCCAAAUUUGCAUUUUGACUUUAUGAAAUGGAUUACUGGAAGUUGUGUACCUGUUUUUGUAUGUGCUAUCCUUUCACCUCUUCUUUUAUCAUGGUCUUGCGGUAUAUUUAAAAUGGACAAAGACAAUCAAUUAGAAGGAGGAUCCUCUUUAGAAUCAAAUGAAGACGAUAAUAUAACUUUACAUGCUUUUAAAGAACUAGAGGAAAUGGGACCUCUGUCCCUUAAAGAAUGGCAACUUUGUAUUGUCCUUUGUAUAUGUUUAGCACUAUGGAUUACUUCAAGUCAUACUGGUAUUGAUACUACUUUGGUUGCAUUAUUAGGUAUAACCGUUUUACUCUAUUUGGGUACUAUGACUUGGAAAGAUGUUACCAAUAAUAUAAACGCUUGGGAGACACUCUUUUGGCUAGGUGGAUUUAUCACAAUGGCUUCACAGUUAUCAGAAUCAGGUGCAUCCAGAUUUUUAGGACUUCAAAUCUCACAAACUAUUGAAUAUUUCAAGUUACCUGCUGUACCUUCCUUAGCUAUCGCAUAUUUCUUUACUACAUUUAUGUUUUCAUCAUUAAGUGCACAUACAGUAGCCUUUGUAGCAACCUUUUUUGAUGCAGGUCAUGCAUUAGAAGCAAAUCCCAUGAUAUUAACUUGUUUAUUAGCUUAUUUUGGUGCAUUAGGUGGUUGUAUGACAACUUUCUCUACUGGAAGUUUUACCAUGUACUUUGCUUCUGGAUAUGUUAGUCGUAAGAAAUGGUUUAUCGUUGGUAUCCAAAUGGCAAUAUUUUAUCUGACUAUUUAUUUUACCAUCGGUAUGGGUUGGUGGAAGAUUCUUGCUUGGUAUUGA
Molecule: messenger RNA, 1716 nt
Organism: Cokeromyces recurvatus
Lineage: Eukaryota; Fungi; Mucoromycota; Mucoromycetes; Mucorales; Mucoraceae
Product: Sodium/sulfate symporter
Exons: 8
Coding region: 1-1716 (571 amino acids)
Biological process (GO): transmembrane transport
Cellular component (GO): plasma membrane
Molecular function (GO): transmembrane transporter activity
Source: RefSeq, a predicted model, not a curated record